UCUGCCAAUUCAUUCAACAAUUAAGUUCCAAUCAAGGUUUCUAGUCAAUGAAGUGACUUUUCCGUAGAAAUACACAUUUAACAAUUAACUUAAUCAUCUACCUCUCUUUUUAAUUUUCAAGUUCUUAGUUGAUCAUCACAAUUAAUUACCUUUAGUCUUUGCAAACCAAUUUACACUCACAACAACUGCCAUUUACUUUCAAACUGAUUGACAACAAUAAGUAAAUCAACACCAAUCAAUUAAUUAAAUAUCAACAACUACUUAUAAAAUCAUCAUCUACAAAUCAAAUCACCGUUAUACCGAUAAAUUGACUUUAAAUUGUUAGAUAAUUCAAUCAAUCAGUUAACAAGUACAAAGAAAAAAAAAAAUCAACAAAUCAACAAUGUCCACCUUAAGAAUCAGUAAAUCAACAAUUUUAACAACAUUAGCAAUUUGUUUCUCAAUCAUUGGAGUUUCCAGUGAAUCUGGAGUUGGUGCUCGAAAGGAAAACAAUGCCAUUUCCGUAGCCGCUUAUGGUUCGGAUAAAAAUAUAAUCGAUACUCAACCUGUAAGGUGUUCAAUCUGUAAUUCAAUGUCACCCAAAGGAUUAUCGGACGUUGAGGUCCGGCGGAUUGGAGCUGUUGGUCAAGAUUGUAUCACUAAUCCAGAGAAAUUUGUCCAAUCCUGUGACCAAUGGCGAUCUGAUUACGGCUUUGAUCAUCCAUUGAACAAAUCAGUUCGAUUCACUGGUUGUUAUAAGACCGUUUUCACCUACGAACAUGAUAUCGAAGGUAACGAUAAGGAUGAGGAACGAGUAGUUCGAAGCUGUGGUUUCCUCGGGACACCCGGUUGUUUCCGAGCCCCUGGGCAUGGAACCACCCAAAGGAUUUGUUUCUGUCAAGGGCCCGAAUGCAAUGGAUCAGGAGGAUUAAUCCCUGGCUUCAUAAUCUUAAUCAGUCUCGCCUUAUCCUCGAUAUUGUUACGACUUUAGAUUAACGAGCUUCAUCAAUCUCUUUACCUUUUUUUUUUGAUUUUUUUUUCUCCAUUUAAUAUCAUCAGUCAUUAAUUAAUCGACUAAUUAAUAUAUAAAAUAUUAUUCCAAUGAAAGUGCCUAAUAAUAAUUUCUCAUCUCUAA
Messenger RNA from Panonychus citri (citrus red mite), 1114 nucleotides. RefSeq lists its product as uncharacterized. The coding region runs from base 383 to 970 and encodes 195 amino acids. The record is from RefSeq and is a predicted model, not a curated record. Lineage: Eukaryota; Metazoa; Arthropoda; Arachnida; Trombidiformes; Tetranychidae. The transcript has 4 exons.